AUGGAUGCUAUUAGUGAUCCAGCUUUUCAAAACACACAGAUUCAUUCUUUGAAUAGUGAUGAAACACCUUCCUUAUUGACUGUGAUUAUUGAUACUUCUCCCAGAUUAUGGGCAGAGUUAGAUGGAGAUAUGAAGGAAGAUGGAUCUAUUAUCAAGGUUUUAAGAUCCAUGCUUGUAUUUUUGAAUGCUCAUUUAGCAACAAAUAAUGCUAACAAAGUUGCAGUUAUUGCUGCUCAUUCACAAGGUAUUAAAUAUUUAUAUCCUAUUAAUACUAGUCAUGCUAAUAAAAACAAGACUAAUGAAAUAAGUACAAGUAAGAAAGAUUUGGCAAUUAUUAACCCAAAUAUGUAUAGACAAUUUAGAAAUGUUGAUGAAUCUUUGGUGGAAGAGAUAUACAAGAUUUUUCAAAAAGAAAAAGCUGAAUAUUUGGAGAAACCAAAGCAAAAAAGUACACUAGCUGGGGCAAUGUCUGCUGGGUUGACAUAUAUAAAUAGAAUAGUUAAAAACGAAGAGAAUUAUACUUUGAAAUCUAGGCUUGUGGUUAUAACAUGUGGAGGAAAUGCAUAUACUGAUAAUAAAGUUGAAGAAGUAAUACAAUACAUUCCAAUUAUGAAUUGUAUUUUCUCUGCUACAAAAAUGAAAUGUCCUAUUGAUGUGGUAAAGAUAGGUGGCAGUUCAGAAUCUACUUUCUUACAACAGGCAACUGACGCAACAAGCGGUAUAUACUUAUAUGUUAAAGAUUAUCAUGGACUAAUCCAGUAUCUUUUAACUGCCAUGUUCAUUGAGCCAUCUUUGAGAUCAACCAUCGUGAAGCCAAAUAGCAAAAGUAUUGACUUUAGAACUUCAUGUUAUAUUACUGGUAAAGUUGUGGCAGUUGGGUUUAUUUGUUCUAUUUGUUUAUGUGUAAUGUCAAUCUUACCACCAAACAACAAAUGCCCAGCAUGCGAUUCAGUAUUCGAUGAGAAGGUCAUAGUCAAACUAAAAAGAAAACCAAUAAUACCUGGUAUGGUUAAGAAAGUUACCAAGAAUAAAUAA
Molecule: messenger RNA, 1035 nt
Organism: Tetrapisispora phaffii CBS 4417
Lineage: Eukaryota; Fungi; Ascomycota; Saccharomycetes; Saccharomycetales; Saccharomycetaceae
Gene: TFB4
Product: TFIIH/NER complex subunit TFB4
Exons: 1
Coding region: 1-1035 (344 amino acids)
Biological process (GO): regulation of DNA-templated transcription; nucleotide-excision repair
Cellular component (GO): transcription factor TFIIH core complex; transcription factor TFIIH holo complex
Source: RefSeq, a predicted model, not a curated record